UGAUUUCUCCAGAUUGGAAUAAUGAAGCAGCAGACUAAGAAUGGAGAGAAUCCUGUGCUAACAAAAGAGGCUUCAGAUGGCAAAGCCAAAGAUCCCUGUAUUUGUGAAGCUUUCCUGGGGGUGCCCAAGCAGAUCAUUAGCAAGACACUCUGCUCCCCUGCUCCAGAAUCCAUGUGUUUAAAGGACUGGUUAUGUGCCUUCUGCUGCCUGAGGCUUGGAUGCCUGGAAUACCCCAAAAAUGAAAAGCAGCCACUAGUCAGUGGUAACAAUAAUCAGUAUAAAACCUACUCUGUAAUUGAUGAUGAUGAGAGAAACCUGUGGAGUUCUCCCCAUGACUUGUCUCACACUGAGGCUGUGGAUGAUCGAUUGCUGCACAGCUGGAUCCAGACAAGGAAUCAGCUGGAGAAGGAUUCUGAGGAAUGGCAAAAACUCAACUACGAGAUUUACACACUAAGACAAGCAAGGCGUGAGGUGAGAGCACGAUGGAGGCGAAUUCUGGAAGAUUUGGGUAAGCUAUUUUCCCAGCUAACUUUCCAUUAUUAAUGGAAAUCACCUGCAUGAGAAGAAGCUGCAUAUAUAGUCCACCAGCUGCCUACCCACACACCGCUACCCAAUACAACCAGCAGGGCUACCAUUAAUCCAACCAAACUGGAAGUGACAUUGCUGUGAACCAGAAGUGCCCUCACUAAUAUAUAUGGAUCAACCAGUUUUAGUCUUUUUGCUUGUCAGGGAUGGAGGGGGCAUGUUCCCUAUAUUAAAGCUACGAUUUACCCAGGCACACAAAUAAGGCACCUAUGGACCACCCAGAGGUUCAGGCAAAUGGGGCUUUUUCUCCUGAAACCCUGCUUUUCUGGUUUUGCGUGGUUACCAGAUCCAUUGCAGGACACGACCAGUCUAGAGAGCAUAAUCAGAGUGUGAGUAUAGUCAGUGUAAGUAUUGUGGUUCACUCAGCAACCUACCUGCACCCUGUUCUACAGAAGACUCUGAAAUAGAGUACAGGAAUGCCAUUUCUCAAAGAGCCCUAUCAAUGCCUCUCCAGUUAACACAUGGCAAAACAUAUAUGAAAGUGCAACAUGGGCACACACAAUCUAUACCACUGGCACAUUGCCACUUUUAUACUGGUCCAGGUCCAGUUUUUAUAUAAAGUGAAAGAGAGCUUCUAAUAAUAUAUGCAUAUACUGUAUAUAUUGAAAUCAAUGCAAUAAAAACAGCUUUGAAGCC
This is a messenger RNA of Xenopus laevis (African clawed frog), 1221 nucleotides long. It is a transcript of the gene mreg.S, whose product is annotated as melanoregulin S homeolog. Lineage: Eukaryota; Metazoa; Chordata; Amphibia; Anura; Pipidae. The record is from RefSeq and is marked provisional. Gene Ontology annotation, biological process: melanosome transport; melanocyte differentiation. Gene Ontology annotation, cellular component: melanosome.